AGCACCCUCACCCACAGAGAUAGGAACGGGUAGAGAGAUCGAGGAAGGGAGCGGUGCCGGGUGGACGCGGAGGAGAACUCCGCCCGCCCCAAACAGCUCCUCCGGCACGAGACCGGAAAUGCCUAUCCAGAUGGGGGCGGGCGCCACUCUACCCUUUAGUUGAUCUCUGUGCCUCGGCGCGCCCUUCCUCCUUCCACGCCGCGCGGCGCUGGUUACGUCAUCAGAGGCGGCCGCUUUCCCGGGGCGGUUGCUGGGGCAACGGGCGGAGACGCCGCGCGGCCUGCGGGGACGGGGAGGCGAUGCAGCUGCGCCACGUCCGGACCCUGCUCACCCCGCAGGUGGGAGCCGCCCGCCCCGGCCCCGCCAGCAUCAGCCUCCGGGGGGGGGGGCGGCCCAGCGAGAGGGCCGGGCCAGGCGGGGAAGGGGAUCCCGUGGCGGGGGGCGCAGAGUCCCGGACCCGCCGUGCGGGGCCCUCUCGGGGGUGGCGCCUGCCGUGGCUGCUCCGGCCUGAGCGGCGUCGCUGAGCCUCGGCAUCUUCCUCCUCCUCCCAGGAUGGGGCCGCCAAGGUCACGUGCAUGGCGUGGGCCCCCAACAACGCCAAGUUCGCCGUCUGCACCGUGGACCGCGUGGUCCUCCUCUACGACGAGCACGGCGAGCGGCGGGACAAGUUCUCCACUAAGCCCACCGACCCCAAGGUAGCUCAGCCAGCGCUCCCCCCCCGCGACUCAGGCUCCGGGGCCCUGCUCCGUCCCAAGGGGAGCCGCCAUCGGAGCCCCCGGGAGACGUGGCUCUGGCAGCUGAGCCCUUCUCAGCCCCGGUCGUUGUUGGGGGGGUGACCCCCAGAGCCUCCGGGGAACAGGUCCGCCUCAAGCCCCUCAAGGAAAGAGACCCAGAGCAGGCGACUUGCUCUAAGCAAGGGUGGCCCCCCAGAGAUGGCUGAACUGCAUUGUCCCGCCCCCCCACUAGCUGUGCCACCUGAGGCUGGUGGCAGUUUGGAGCCCCAACAGCACCUGGAGGGCAAGGGCUGCUGCAGAGCCUGUGGGUUCAGUCUUGAGCCCCAGGGGGUGGGGGAGAGACAAGCAGCCUUGGUGGCCAGCUCUGGGCUCCUUUGGGCAGGAGGACAGAAACGGAAUUUUAAAAAUACCAAACCGUGGUAACUUGGUUCUUUUGAAAUCCCGAGAGACAAGUGAUAUCCCAUAUGCUAUAGGACUUUCAAUAAGACACAUUGGAGACCAGAUCUGGGUUUAUAUACCUUUCAUGUAACAUUUAUUUCCUAUAGUCAAGUAUACAUUAAUACAUUGGUACCAAGAGGUUCAAACACUCACGCAUUCACACAAAUACUCACACAAGUGGCAGUAAUUCAGUUGAUAAGCAACACCAGGAGAAAAGUGUUUAAUGGCACUGGAGCUAUUGGGUCUUCCUGUACCUGGAGCUGGUCAAAAGACAAAACUGUCAUUGGGCAACACAAAACUGUGGGAUGAAGGUGUUGAUGCCUCCCAGCCCUCAGGUCAAGAGCAGCUCCUGAACUCAUAGCUUGCUGCCACACGUGUGUGCUCUCGGCUGCCCUGAUCCUCUGCUGGAGGGGGCAGAACGAUCCCUCAAAGCCCUCCCAAACCCAGGGACACUUCAGUGACAGUUGAAGGCAGUAGCAAGUAAACUUGCAAAGCAACUUAAACCAAAUACACACGACUACUCACUGUGGCGAUGGCAAGUGAGUCUGUGGAAUCUCAGAAUGGGUCCUCACUCUCGCCUUUAUCCCUGUGUCCUCUCGUCCCCUAGUAUGGCAGGAAGAGCUAUGUGGUGAAGGGCAUGGCAUUCUCCCCAGAUUCCACAAAGAUUGCUGUUGGGCAGACGGACAACAUAAUUUUCGUCUACAAGAUUGGGGAGGAAUGGUAAGAGUCUUUGCAUGGUGUGGGGAGACCAGUCUGGGCUGGCCCCUUUCCCCACUUCUUCCCAUUCCCUUUCCAUCCCAAGAGGAUGGAAGAGUCUAGCAUUCUGCUCUCACAGUGGCCUUUUCUGUAGUGUCCUUCCUGCUGCAAGGACAGCUGCCUGCACUCAUAGCCCAGGUGGCUGUUGCUGAUGGAGGCUUGCUUUCCCCUCUGGAGCCUCACUUGCUAGGGGGCAGAGUUGAGGGGGCGCAGUGCUCUUUACUGCUAGAUGCUCUGCAUUAUCUGAUCCAGUGGGAUGCCUUAGCAGCCCUGUGACAUGUUUCCUGGAACCACCACAGUGGUCUUUGAGGAUGACUCUUCUCUGUUUGCUCUUCUUCAGGGGGGACAAGAAGGUGAUCUGCAACAAAUUCAUUCAGACGGUAAGACCCAGCACCCAGUCUCCAUGUGCCUGCGGAGACCCUCAAGGCUGCUGUUGGGGCCUCCUCACCUCCAGGUUUUCAUUACUGGGCAGUUGGGAGUUAUCAAACUCCAGGGGAUGUGCUCAGUGGCUGCAGGGUGGUUCCUGGUUACAGAAAACAUGAGCCUUUCACCCCAGAACUCACCAACCGAGUUGCAGAUAAAGCUCAGUCCAGACAAGCCAAGGCCAAGCGCAGAGAACCAGUCUUGGUCCCAACAUGAUUCAGAGACAAAGUCUCUCCUCUCUUCUCUCCUGUCCUCCUUUUUUCUGCUGGGCAGGACCCCCCCUCUCUUGUGGUGCUGGAGGGGAGGGGGCAGCAUCAAAAGGGCUCUGUGAGAAAAGCCUCCUCUUCCAGACACCUCCUUCAGAGGAGCCAGGUGCCUCUUUACAGCUCCUCCUCCUUGAGCAGCCCAUCAGAGGUGGAGCUGGGCCUCCUACCUGCCUGCUUUCCUCCUCCUGACCCCCUUCUUUUUGCCCUGUUCCCCACCAGAGCGCUGUCACUUGCUUGCUGUGGCCGGAGGAAAACACCAUCGUCUUUGGGCUUGUUGAGGGCAAGGUAGGAGUGGCCUGGCCACCGGGCUUCCACCUCUUAGCUCUUGGAGUGGGAAAGAGCCCGCCUGGAGCCUCCUGCAGAGGAGUCCCUCCAUCUGGCCCUGACGUCUCCUGGGGCUCCGUCUUCUCCCUGGUUUGUUGCCCUGGAGGGAGUGUGGGGUUUUGGAGGUGCCUCUCCUCUCGCUUUGCUCCCUUGCACAUCAAAGGCUGACCAGACUUUUCUCUCUGGCAGGUUCGCCUGGCCAACACCAAGACCAACAAAUCAUCCACCAUUUAUGGGACAGACUCCUACGUCGUCUCCUUGGCCUCCAAGUGAGUGUGGGAGGGAGAGGAAGCCCCACGGGGCAGCCCUGACCCCCCCCCGCUCAGGUCUCUCUGACCUGAGGGCAAGGCCCCGCUGGGGCUCCCUGAUGACCUCCUUUUGUCUUCCUCCUUCUGCUGCCGCACAGCAUCUCAGGGAAGGGAAUCCUCUCUGGACACGCAGACGGAACCAUCGUGCGCUACUUCUUUGACGAUGAAGGCUCUGGGGAGUCACAGGUGCAGGCAGGCUCUCUUCUCUCAGGAGCCCCGCCCCCCACCCCACCUAGACCAGGCCUGCGGGGAGACCAGGGCAGGGGGAGUCAUAGAAUUAUAGAGGGAGAGGAACCCCAAGGGUCAUCUAGGCCACCCUCCUGCAAUGCACAAAAUGCACCCAACCUCUGCUUAAAAACCUCCAGUUAAGGAGACUGGUCACACUGGCUGCCUCUGAGGCAUGGAAGGGCCCCAGAGAGCACCUUCGGUUUGGGGAGGUGUUGGUGAGAGGGGAGAAUUAUUUCCAAGCAGCCGUUUUGUUGAGGUGGAUGGAGGGGCUGCUUUCAGCAGGGAGCUCAUGGGGGUGGCUGUCUCACACUCGUUUCAAAGCCCUUGUGUGCUCUUUGCUUGUGCCAAGCACUCAGGCAGCCCUUUAAAUGAAGCAGGGGGAGAUUAGUCCCAGCAAGGCUGCCCCCGCCACCCUCCAGCAAUGCCUAUUAUCCCACUAAAGUCUUUCCUGCCCUCCUGGUUUCCCACCUGCACCUCGUGGUGCAGUGCAGGCCUCCCCUGGCAUUCAGAGAAGCAAAACGUCAGGUGUUGCAACCCCAUCCCCUGGCUGUGCUAGGUGGGGAGAGCAGAGAGUUUGCCGCUGCCUAGGGGUCUCAGCUGGCUUUAGCACCAGGGGGAGCAGAUCUUUUUCUCUCUCCGGCUUUUCAUUGCUCCCUGUUUCUUGCUCCUGGUGCUGGACAGGGCAAGCUGGUGAUCCACCCCUGCCCCCCCUACGCCAUGGCCUGGGCCUCAAACAGCAUUGUGGCCGCCGGCUGUGACAAAAAGAUGGUGGCCUACGGGAAGGAGGGCCACGUCAUCCAGACCUUCGACUACAGCCGGGACUCUUCCGAGAAGGAGUUCACGGUGGCGGCAGCCAGCCCAGGGGGCCAGUCCGUGGUCAUCGGCAGCUUUGACAGGUGCGGCUGAGCCGGAGGGCCGGGACGGGGGGGUGGGCGCUGCGCUGGGGGGCAGGCCUGUUCCCCCUCGGACCCUCACUGCCUGCCCCCUUGAUUUCCCCAGGCUGAGGGUGCUGAACUGGAGCCCCCGCCGGAGUGCCUGGGAGGAAGCCAAGCCCAAGGAGAUCCCUCACCUCUACACCAUCACCGCCUUGGCCUGGAAGCGGGACGGCUCGCGGCUCUGCGCGGUGAGUGGGGCAGGCCGCCUUCUCUGCCGGAUCAUGCCCGCUUGAUGCAGCUUCACUGCAGGGCGUCUUGGGUUGGCGGGCAGGAAGGGUCUGAGGGGUUGUGGGCUGAAAAGGCUUUUGUUCCUGCAGGGCACCCUCUGUGGCGGAGUGGAGCAGUUUGACUGCUGCCUGCGCAGGAGCAUUUACAAGAAUAAGUUUGAGAUGACCUACGUGGGGCCCAGCCAGGUAUGUGUUGCGGCCGUAGGGUAGUGACUUAUGGCUGCAGUGGUGGGCUCUGGCCAUGGACUGUGGGGUGGAAGAAGGGGGAGGGGGCUGCUGAAGAGCACAUGGUUGCUGCUGGAGGGAGGGCAGGUUGCCCAGAGGAAGGCCUGUCCUGCUCCUUUUACUCCUUGCUGCUCUUACUCAGGAUAAGUGUAAGAAAAUGUUCUCUAAGCAAAGGUCAGUUUUGCUGCAGACCAAGAUGCAAGCAAGGUCCUUGAUUUGCCAAGGGGCCGAAAUCGUGAUGAGCAAACUGCAGAGGCUACACUCUGUUCCGAAAAAUUGUAUUAAAUACAGUUAGUGAGGUCCAAGCCAAUUUUCGGGAAAAUAAAAGCUGUGUCCAUCCAAAACUGUUCAUGAGCCAAAUAUUCAGGCCCAAGAAGGUUGACUCAAAGAAAAUGAGUAAGAGCCAUUUCCCAAACGGAGGGAGGAGCAAGGUCAAAGCAAGAACUCCAAGAAAGGGCCAGCUGGGCUCCAAAUCUCUGAAAGACGCCAGUUCAGCUUUGUUCAAAAGCCACCCCUUUCUGAGGAAGUCUCUCUUUUUUUUUAUAAGAUAUUUAUUAGGGUUUUUAAAACAUUACAAUAAAAAAUGAAAAAGAAAAAAAAAUACAAAAUAAAAAUGAUUAAAAACACUCAGAUUUUCUUUUGCUUAUUUUUCCUUAGCUUGUUUCCCGGACCUCCUCAUACCUCCCUUUUUUGUAUUCCAGUUCAGUUUGUUGGUUCAGCAAAUCCUUACCCUCUUUAUUUAUCCUAAUCUUUGGUCUUAAAAUAGUAACUUUAGAUUUUUAUCUCUUAACAACCCAUUUUUCAUAUUCCCUUAAAGCAUUACAGCUGGAAACCACUUAAUUUCUAUCCAACAUCGUUCUAACAUUCAUUAAUUUUACAAUAUUUCUGUAGAUAAUCUUUGAACUUCUUCCAAUCUUCUUCCACCGACUCUUCUCCCUGGUCUCGGAUUCUGCCAGUCAUUUCUGCCAAUUCCAUAUAGUCCAUCAGCUUCACCUGCCAUUCUUCCAGAGUGGGUAGAUCUUGUGUCUAACCCUAACCCUAACCCUUUCUGAGGAAGUCUCAGGUUGUAGCACAGUGCAGUUUUUUUCCUGAUUCUCCUUUGUCAUCCCAGAUUUUCUGCAUUCCUAUUUGUUCUUUUCUCUCACCAAAUUUCAGUUGGUUCAGGCUUCACUAUUUUCUUUCUAAAGCAUUACUUUUUUUGCUUUUUGCCUCGACUAAUAUUGUGUUUGGAUUUUUCUGGAUCCUGUGGCACACAUCUAAGACCCCGGGAGUCUCUAGACUGGUAGCUAUGUUCUUCUCUUAAACUCAAAGGCAGCUAAUUAAACUAAUUAGGGCAGCUGGGAUCAUGGAGUCAGCUUAUUAAUGAGAGGGCUGGCAGAGUUUAGCUGGGCCAUUGUAGGAUUCAUUAUAAUCUUGUAUGUUGUGAACCUGGCAUGUAAUAGCUACUUAAUCAUUUCUUAGAUUCUCCCCUCAAGAUGCAUUUAUGUAUUAUGUGCACAUAGUUUUCCUCUUUGAUAUAUUGAUUCUCUUUUUCAUAAACUAAAAUGCAUUCACUAGACUUCUGCUGAUGUAGUUCAAGUAAAUCUUUCUGAAUGGAUUAUAGCCCCUCCGGCUUAAUUUGGCCAUCCUCCCUCUCGCUCAUUGGGGCAAGAGAAGAGCCUCACUUCCAGCCCCUGCUGCUUUUCCAGGCUGGAGCCCACAGAAGCUCCUGCCACCACCAGGGUGGUAAUUUUUAAGGUGCCACAGGAAUCUUCUUCUGCUCGGUGUUUUCCCAUAUGACUCAAAUUUAAAGCCCUAAACGGCCUUGACCCAGUAUACCACCCCCAUCGCUCAGCCUGGGCACUGAGGUCCAGCUCUGAGGGUCUUCUGCUGGUUUCCUCACCGCAAGAAGCAAAGUUACAGGGAACCAGACAGAAGGCCUUUCCAGUAGUGGUGCCCUCCCUGUGGUGCCAAGGAAAUAAAGAACGACCUGAAAGCAGCCCUGCUUAGGGAAGCUUUUUAAGGAUUGAUGUUUUAAUCACGUUUUUGUAUAUCUUGGAAGCUGCCCAGAGUGGCAGGGGAAACCCAAGCAGAUGAGCGGGAUAUAAAUAAUAAAAUUAUUAUGAUUAUGAUUAUAAUUAUGAUUAUGAUUAUAAUUAUGAUUAUGAUGAUUAUGAUUAUGAUUAUCAUUACCGUUAUCAUUAUCAUUUUCAUUAUCAUUAUUAUUAAAUUCCACCUUUUCUACUUGUUUAUCCUUGAAGGUCCUCAACCAAAUAUUUUGGAACAUACAUCUUCUUUAAGAAAACAACCACGCACGCAAACAUGAAAUGCAAUUUCUUCCAUCAGCAUCUUUUAAAAACAUGAAAUAAUAGAAACAGGAAACUUGUGGAAGCACCUGUCUCCUCAGAAGGAGGCUGCCUCCUCCUGGCCCAAAAGCUGCUCUGCCCCUCCUGUCAGCCAGCCUUGCUUUCCUCUGGGCUGCAGAGCAGGGAAGGGACUGGCCAUCUCCUUCCGCUGCAAGCUGCCCUUGCGUGUGCCAGGGGAGGAAGGAGAGGAUCCGAGUUGUGUCACUCAUCCCCCUCUCCUAGGUGAUUGUGAAGAACCUCUCCACCGGGAUGCGGGUCGUGUUGAAAUCCCACUAUGGCUAUGAGAUUGACGAGGUGAAGAUCCUGGGGAAGGAGCGCUACCUUGUGGCUCACACCUCCGACACGCUGCUCCUGGGGGACCUCAGCUCUACCAAGCUCAGCGAGGUGAGCAUCCUGCGCCUGCGGGGAGGAAUUUGGCAGCCUCCCAACAGGCUCCUGGGGUCUUCGCGCAAGAGAGCACCGGCGUGUUCCCAGAGAGCCCAGAGGACUGCAAACAAGUGGGGCAGCUUGGCGGGAGGGCAGUGGGGGUCUCUGGGUCUGUUUGGCGGGGAGUGGGCUGGGGGAUGGGGCAGCCUUGUUGAGGGUGGUGUGGCUGGCCUGGAGCUCAUGGGCACCUGCCCUCUCCGCCGUCUCUCUCAGGUCGCCUGGCAGGGAUCUGGCGGGAAUGAGAAGUUUUUCUUCGACAAUGAGAAUGUAAGUUGGCAGGGCCUGCAGUAGUACAAGAAGAAGCCUUUUCCUUCCUUCCUUCCAAGGAUGAAGGUUCUGGCCGGUCUGCAAGGAAAGCAGCGGUAUUGGGGGAGGGUAGCCCCGUGGGUUGCUCUGGGGGUUUGUCCCUACACCACAGGGCCUCUUUUGUGGGGCAGGGGUGGCUCCUUUCUUCCUUCUCCCAAUCUCUCCUUUUCCCUAGGUCUGCAUGAUAUUCAACGCAGGGGAGCUGACCCUGGUGGAGUAUGGGAGCAAUGAGAUCCUGGGUUCUGUGCGCACUGAGUUUAUGAACCCCCAUCUCAUCAGGUGAGUGAGGAGGCCCUCUUUCUCCCAUGGGAAAGAAGAAGAGGGAGCAGUGCCCCCCCCCAUGUAUUAUGUCCUUUCUCUCUCUCUCCCAGUGUCCGCAUCAAUGAAAGGAGGCAGCAAGGAAUGGAGGAAAACAAGCGUCUGGCUUACUUGGUGGACAUCAAAACAAUAGCGACAGGUGAGCGGGACCCCCUUCCCAAAACUCCCCAUCCCCCUGGCAGUGCUUCAGGCUGCCCCAGGCGCCUCUCCUGAGCCACCUGCCUCUUCUCUGCCUCUUCUCAGUGGACCUCGUGGGCAGCUACAAUAUUGGCACCGUCAGCCACGACAGCAAGAUUGACUGGCUGGAGCUGAAUGAGACCGGGCACAAGUUGCUCUUCCGGGACAAGAAGAUGAAAGUGAGCAGGAGGCCAAGGGUGGAGGGGGGGCUGAAGGCACGAAGGCCGGCGGACUUGCCUCCCUCCCCACCUCCGCUGAUCCUGCGCCUCUUCUCCCCCGCCCCCCAGCUGCAUCUCUACGACAUUGAGAGCGCCACCAAGACCACCAUCCUGAGCUACUGCUCCUACGUGCAGUGGGUCCCCGGGAGCGACGUCGUGGUGGCCCAGAACCGGAACAGCCUCUGCGUGUGGUACAACAUCGACACCCCCGAGCGAGUGACCAUGUUCCCCAUGAAGGUGAGGCGGCUUCUGUCCCGAAGGGCUGAGAGGGCCCGGGGGGGGGCCGAAGGCAGGGCUUAAGCCUGGGGCUUGGCUCCCGGCAGGGUGACAUCGUGGACCUGGAGAGGGGCAACGGCAAGACGGAGGUGAUCGUGACCGAGGGGGUCAACACCGUGUCCUACACCCUGGACGAAGGGCUGAUCGAGUUUGGCACCGCCAUUGACGACGGCGAUUACCACAGGUGGGCGGCUGGGAGAGGAGUUGGGGGGGGGGGUUCCGUCACCAGCAGGAACCUGGAACCGGCCAGGGAACAGUCCCUGGCAAGGCCUUGGCAGAGAUGGAGCAAUAUGGGAAGAUACAGAAGGGGUGCAGACCAGCCAGAUUGGUAGAGUAUAAAUCAUAAAAUUAUUAUUAUUAAAAAGGAUUGUGGAGUAUUACCUCAAUAUACGAUCACAUAUAGUAUAAAAAACCUUUAUUUAGGAUCAUUUUAAAUAUAUCAUUAAGUUGAUGGUAUUGUAAACAAUCAGUUAAUUAUUCUCUUAUAUCUUCAAAUCUUUUUAAUUUCAACUCAUGAUCUAUUUCUAUUAAUAAUUCUUUAUAAGAUACACAGUCUUUUCUCACAUUUGCUUUUUUAAGGAUAUCCCAUCCAGUGGGUUUGAGCCACCAGGGUGUUUUUUGUUCUCAUAAAAUUUUACAUUUCCCCCAUACUUCAUACACCGCUUCCCUUACUGCAUGAUUCAAAAAAGCUUUAUGAACUUUUUAAAAAGCUUUCAUAACGAAUUCAUGGGGGGGGGGGGAAGGAAGUUCCUUCGACCAGCUGGGCUUCCCCCUCCCUGUUAGCGGCCCCGAUCCUCACCCCCUUCUGCCUUCCACGCCCAGGGCUGUUGCCUUCCUGGAGACGCUGGAGAUGUCUGCCGAGACGGAGGCCAUGUGGAAGACGCUGAGCCGCCUGGCUCUGGAAGCCAAGCAGCUGCACAUUGCAGAGAGGUCCGUGGGGAGGGCGGAAGAGGCGGGCUGGCCCCAGAGAGCAGCUGGCAGCCCCAGGGCAGUGAGGCAGCAGCCUGGGGGCUGGUUGGGGGAUUCCUCACGGCUCUCUGCCCCCUUGCACCAGAAAACGGCCUGGCUUAGUUCUACACGCCAACCAGGCGUCCCGGGACUCUGCUCACCCUCACCUACAAAGGGAGCUGCACCUCUUCCCAUGUCACCCACUCAGUCGUGUUUCUGUGUGGGGCAAGGAUGGCCAAGCGGACCCCGCCCCACACCCUUUCCCAUUGCUGCUUCUGCAUGAGAUUCAGGCUGCACAAACUGUCACAUGACCCCCAUGACAGCCUCUCUCUCCGCCCCCCCACAGGUGUUUUGCUGCUCUGGGCCACGUCUCCAAGGCCCGCUUUCUCCACGAGACCAACGAGAUAGCUGACCAAGUGGCCAAGGAAUAUGUGAGUGGGUCCCGGGGUGGGGGGUGCUGCCGCUUUGCGCCCCUCUGUGCUCCUGACCUGCUCCUCCCCAGCCUCGCCUCCGUCCCGCAGCCCCCACAGCCCCUUUCCCUGCCAGGAGGUACCUGUGCUGCCCCUUGCCCUGCCCUUCUUGCCCACGGCAGAGCCCCUCCCCCUGCCCUGGCAUCCCAUGUCCUGAGAGCUGCCCGCUUUCUUCUAGGGAGGGGAUGGCACAGACUAUUACCAGGUGCGUGUCCGCCUGGCCAUGCUGGAGAAGAACUACAAGCUGGCAGAGAUGAUCUUCCUGGAGCAGGUGAGCCCAGAAGUGGGCAGGGGGCGUUGUGGGCAGCUCCAGAGUCCCCCAUGCCCCUCUCACGCUGGGCUGUCUCCUCUCCUCUCUCCAGAACGCUGUGGAGGAAGCCAUGGAGAUGUAUCAGGAGCUCCACAUGUGGGACGAGUGCAUCUCGGUGGCCGAGGCCAAGGUAGGGGGGCAGGUGUUUGGGGAGGGGGCCACUGGGGAGCCGUCACAGCCCGGCCCCUUGUGUGCUGCCACCCUCCUUCCCUCUGCCCACAGGGCCACCCUGCGCUGGAGAAGCUGCGCCAGGGCUACUACGAGUGGCUGCUCCAGACCCAGCAGGAGGAGCGGGCGGCGGAGGUGCAGGAGGGCCAGGGGGACCUGCAGGCGGCCAUCGGGCUCUACCUGAAAGCAGGGCUGCCGGCCAAGGCGGCGCGUCUGGCCACGGGCCGGGAGGAGCUGCUGGGCAACACCGACCUGGUCAACCGCAUCGCCACGGCCCUCAUUCGAGGGGACCUCUUUGAGCAGGUGAGGGCUGAGAGAAGCUGCAUGGAGGGGAGAUGCGGGCGCCUGCAGACUCACUCCCGGCUCCACCCCGGAGCCCUUCUGGCAGGGGCGGAGGGGGCGGGUGCCCCGGGUGUCACCACUGAGGGGGGUGACAAAAUACCGGGCAGCAUUCACCGCGGGGCCUGCAGUGCACCCGAGCCACGCGUCUCUCCUGGGAGUGACAAUGGUCUGCCUGCCGCCUCCCCCUCAGUUGUAAGGCGGCAGAGGGGAGGAGACAGGCAGACUCCUCGGAGGCCACGCAGAGCGUCCUGCCCCAGCUGGCCCCACCCUCGCCCCUGGGCACAGGGCAUGUGCACCACCCCAGCCCCUCGCUUGCUCACCUUUCUAAAAGACCCACCUGUUGUUCCCUCUCCCCCCCCCCGUCUCAGGCUGGGGAGCUCUUUGAGAAGAUCCGGAACCCCCAGAGGGCCCUGGAGUGCUUCCGCAAGGGCAGCUCCUUCCUGAAAGGUAUUGCGGGGCCUCGCCUGGCCAGCUCCCGUGGGUGGGCGGGCAUUUCAUAUAUUUAUUUAAAGUUGACCAACACCCUUUCCCCUGAACGAGGCAAAAGAAGCCAACAGAGUCCUUGGGCACAGCUCCCCCUCCCUUGAUCCCGAGGAGGAACAGCAGUGGAGGCUGCUGGGUCUGGCCUGUGAUUUGCAGCUGUGGCCCCUCCUGCCCAGGCUGGCUGCCUCUCUGCUCCCUGGAGUGCUAGUCCUGGGCCAGGCCCCAUCCUGGCCCCAGGCUGCCUGCCCAUGUCUCCGUCUCCCCCCCCCUGCAGCCGUGGAGUUGGCGCGCUCCGUCUUCCCCGCCGAGGUGGUGAAGCUGGAGGAGGCCUGGGGGGACCACCUGGUGCAGCAGAAGCAGCUGGAUGCUGCCAUCAACCACUACAUUGAGGCCAGGUACAAAGGCAGCUGGGGUGGGGGCCCUCUGCCUGCCCGCCCUGCAGCCUCCCCCUUGGGCUCCUCUCUCCUGCCACGGGAACCUGGCCCUGGGGAGAAGCCUGGCCUCUUCCAGGUGAUUCCUGCCUUGCAGGGGGGUGGACUGGGGGGCCCUUCCAAUUCCUCGGUUCCACGGUGCAGGUGCGCCAUCAAGGCCAUUGAGGCAGCCAUUGGGGCGCGGCAGUGGAAGAAGGCCAUCUACAUCCUGGAGACGCAGGACAAGAAGACGGCCAGCAAGUAUUACCUCCGCGUCGCCCAGCAUUAUGCCGCUCUGCAGGAGUAUGAGGUGAGAGCCUCCUCCCUAGCGCCCCGAGCACCAGCCGUUGUCCUGUGGGCAGGAGCCUGACAGGAACCUCCUUCCCUCCUCCUUCUCCAGAUAGCGGAGGAUCUGUACGUCAAGGGAGACCACAGCAAGGAGGCCAUUGACAUGUACACGCAGGCGGGACGCUGGGAGCAGGCGCACAAGGUGAGGGUUUGCGCUCGGGGGACUCAUCCCACUCGGAGGCUCCGGCUGCAGAUGGCCAUCAAAACCCACAGAUCCACAGCCAGGCCUUCAUGGCAGGCAGUGCAGGAGUCACAGACACAGGAGUGUCCUUUGGCUGUUCCUUGAGCUGCAGCUAUGAGGCCCUCUGGAAUCAUAGACUGGUAGAGUUGGAAGGGACCCCCAGAGUCAUCUAGUCCAGCCCCCUGCAGGGCAGAAAUCACAACGAAAGCACUGAGGGACCUUGCAGGGUCUUCCUCUAUUCUGGUCUCUGGGAAGCAGAAGGAGAAGGAAGGGGUGGCAUUUGGACUGGCCGGCCCUGUUUGCCCCAGUGGCAGGCAUUCUUGGGGGUGCUCUUCUCUCCUGCGGGUCCCUCCUUCCUUCUGGCGCCUGCUCCCAGCCCCGACUCUCCUUGCAGCUGGCGUCCAAGUGCAUGCGGCCCGAGGACGUCUCUGUGCUGUACAUCACGCAGGCCCAGGAGAUGGAGCGUCAGGGCAAGUACAAGGAGGCCGAGAGGUGGGUGCUGCGCAGGCUCCUUGCUGGGGUGGGGGGCCCACACCCUCCUCCUCCUCCUCCUCGCCCUCAGUGCCCAGCUCUGCCCUCCCCAGGCUCUUCAUCACGGUGGACGAGCCGGACCUGGCUAUCACCAUGUACAAGAAGUGCAAGAUGUACGAUGAGAUGAUCCGCUUGCUGGGCAAGUACCACAAGGACCUGCUCAGCGACACUCACCUCCACCUGGGCAAGGUAGGUAGAAGACAGCGAGGGGGGCAAGGAGGAGCCAGGCUCAAGGGGCGUCACUGGUUUAUUUGUGCCCCAGGAGCUGGAAGCUGAGGGGCGCCUGCAGGAGGCGGAAUAUCACUACCUGGAGGCCAAGGACUGGAAGGCGAGCGUCAACAUGUACCGCGUCAACAGCAUGUGGGAUGAAGCCUACCGGGUAAGCAAGGGCAGCUCCCAGCAUGCACUGCUCCACGGGGGCAAUGGGCUGAGCCAUCGCUCUGACCCAGAGCGGUCCAAACGGAGUGUCGCGGCACGUCAGCGGGUCUGCUGCACUCACCAGCGUAGCUAACCGGGGGUGGGGGGGGCGCACUAGGCAGCACGUGGGGGGAGGGUGGCACAGCUCCAGGGAGGCAAGGCCAAGCGGCGCCCGGCUGCCCUCUGGGCUGCUGGUGGUGGCAGCGGCUCUUCCUCUCAGCCUGUACUUGCCCCACGUUCCACCUCUGGGCUGGGCGAGAGGGCAGAAGAGCGAGAGGGCGGAGGCCGGGGCCGGGCCACGAUGGAGGGCUGGGGAGGAGGUGGCUCUGGCACUCCUCUCCCAGCCUCAUAUGACAGCUAGGCAGUUCCACUCCUGGGUCAUGCCUGGAAGCAGCGGAGGGGAGAGGAAGCGGCUGCAUAUCUCCGCCCCCCCGCCCCCCCGCUGGGCUGUGUGUUGCACAAUGGCUCAGCACCACCAGGCUGAGCACUCCCAGGCCAGGCUUGCCGAGGGGGGGAAGCGAUGGAGGGAGAAGCAGCAGUGGGGGCAGCAUUCCUUUCCUGCUGCCCCUCUCCCCAGCUGUGCUCCCUCCGUGCCGCCCCCUGGGUGCCCUCACCCAGCCGUGCCUGUGCCCGUCCAUCCCAGGUGGCAGUAGGGUGAGCUACGCCAGUGGCAGCGGUAUGUAGAUGUGUCAUGCGAAAGCUCCCUGCUCACCUCCUGGGGCUGGAAAGGGGUGAGGUUAACCUCCAGUUUGCUAGGAAAACUGAAUUGCUGUGUUGCAAAAUGAUGCGUGUCUAGAAAGUGUGCCACCAACAUGAAAAGUUUGGCUAGCGCUGCUCUAGCCUGUCCAAAGGGGGUGUUGGAGGAAAGUUGGUUCCCGUGUCCCUCCCCCCCCCAUGCCCUGUACAGGCUUACUCCUGGGGGGAUUUAUUUAUUACUAUUAUUUAUUAAUUGUGUUUACUGCCCUAUGGCUGUAGACCUCAGGGUGGUUCACAGCAUAACUGAAGGAUUGAGGGUUAAUUCGUAGAUUAAACCUUCCUAUGUGUGUGUGAGAAAUACAAAAAGUCAAUGGGCUGUGAAGCAUUUUAGCAGAGUAAAACACUUAAAGGUUUUGCAGUUUGCUAAAGCUUAGGAAUUAGCCAAUUGCACCUUUUUAUCCCCUUUAUUUGUGGUCUGCUGACCUCUAUCUCUUCACCCCUGUUGCAGAGAAUGAGCCAUUUGUUUUUAGCAAGAUAAACAAACAAACAAACAAACAAACAAAAAGGUUUAGUUACUCAGUGCAGGCAGCAAAUGCAGCAAAGCAGUAUGCAGAAAAAAGAGCUGCAGCAAAGCACCUUUGCUUAGCUUGGAAGUGUGGUGAAAAGACAGUCUCCUGAGAGGCGGAAGGAAGUUAAAGGAUUAUCUCGUUGGUUACAGAAUUCCUGCCCAGAGAAGGCAAGGAAAGUGGGUCACACAGAGGGUCCUUUCUGGGGAGUUUCAGAACUCUCUGUGCUCUCGCCCUCUGCUUGUCUAGCAAAACACAGUUGUGAUUUGGCUGCAAACCCCACAGAGAGAGGCGGGUGGGAGGCCUUCCAUCCUGCCUUGGGCAGUGAGUUGGGGGGCAGGAAGCUUGCUGACCCGUGGCCUCCUUUCUGCCCUGGUCCGAGACAGGUGGCCAAGGCUCACGGUGGGGCAAACUCCCACAAGCACGUGGCCUUCUUGUGGGCGAAGAGCCUUGGCGGGGAGGCCGCCGUGAAGCUCCUCAACAAGUUUGGGCUCCUGGAAAUGGCCAUUGACCACGCAGCCGACAACAAGUGAGUGAAUGGCCUCAGCUGUGAGUCCCACAUUGGGGGUUGGGCUGGAUGACCCUCAGGGGUCCCUGCCCUGCCCUGUGAUUCUAAGGCAGAAGGGCUUCAGUGCCGUCUUCUGCCCACAUGCCCCUCAUAGUUAGCUUUGCUGCAGCAGGCGUGGCUGGGUAGGACAGGGUCCUUCCAACACCCACCAGUGGCCCCCAUGACCCUGUCCUCCCUGGGGCUGCCUCCCAGCAGGGGCCUGUGGGUGGUGGCUCCACUGCCCAGCCCCUUAUCUUCUCCUUGCUCCUCCUUAGCAUGUUUGACUUUGCCUUUGAGCUGGCCAGGCUCUCCCUGAAGCAGAAGCUGCCAGAGAUCCACUUCAAAUAUGGCUCCUUCCUGGAGGAUGAGGUAGGAGGAGACCUUGCCUGGAAGGCGGGUGGGGAAGCUGCUCUCUUGGGCAGAGAGAGAGGCUAAUCCCCCCCCCCCUGCAUGUAGGGCAAGUUUGAGGAGGCUGAAGUCCAGUUUGUGAAGGCCGGGAAGCCCAAGGAGGCCGUUCUGAUGUGAGUGCCGCCCCCGUCCCCCAAGACGCCUGGCUCGGCCUGCCUGGGAGGAUGCCCUCUGUGGCUCCUCUCCCGGCCGCCUCUCCUUCCCGCCCUGACCCUGUGUGCUCCCCCAGGUACGCCCAUGCCCAGAACUGGGCGGCCGCUCAGCGAGUGGCCGAGGCGCACGACCCGGACAGCGUGGUCCUUGUGCUCGUGGGCCAGGCAGACGCCGCCUUCAAGCAGAAGGAGUUCCAGAAGGCCGAGGCACUGCUGCUGCGGGCUCAGCGCCUGGACCUGGCCGUGAAGCACUACAAGGUAGCGGGCCGAGGAGGGCGGGGAGGGCACAUGCGCCAGGCUCUGGGCCCUGGCAGAGGUCCUUUCUCGCAGGGCACCGUUGCUCUGGGGCAGCUGCCUUCCGAGGUGGGGCGUGGUGUCCCCCUGCUCCCCGGAUGCUGAGGCCGGAGGGGAUCCUGUGACCCUGCCCUGGCUCUCUCUCCAGGAGGCUGCCAUGUGGAGUGACGCUCUGCGCGUCUGCAAGGAGUUCCUGCCGGGAGACCUGGAGGCGCUGCAGGAGGAGUAUGAGCAGGAGGUGGCCAAGAAGGGGCCCAGGCAAGCAAAGCCGGGGGGCGGGGAAGGGGGGCAUGUGACCUGGCUGCCCAGCUGUUCCCAGGGGCCUAGAAUCAUAGUUGGAAGGGACCCCCAGCCCCCGGCGGUGCAGGAAUCUCAGCUAAAGGCUGCACCCAGUUGCUGCUCUGGGGUCCAGCAACUGCACGCCCCCUCCUCCACCACGGAGGCUGCCUGAUUCAGGAUACCGCAGUGGCCCCCAACGCCGGUGAUGAGUGCCUGCCCAGGGAGGCUUUAGUUGCAGGCCCUGCGUUUCCGGGGGCUGGACUAGAUGACCCUUGGGGGACCCUUCCAACUUGACAGUUCUGGGAGUUCUUGUUUCCACCUAAGACAUCUGUGUGACUCAAGGCGGCGUACAAAAAUGUCAAGCCUCCAAGACGGCAAGAUGAAGAAGGGUGCCGAAACCCCUUGAACCUGUCCAGGGCGAAGGUUCCUGAAGUCAGUGAAGUCUGCUCUUUGGGGGGGGCAGGUUGCAGGGACCCCCGAGCUCUCCUCCUCCUCCUCUCCCCCGUCCUCGGGCAUUGAUUUGGGUGCUGUUGGCCGGCAGGGGCGUGGAGGGGAUCCUGGAGCAGGCGAGAGAGUGGGAGCAGGCGGGCGAGUUUGCCCGGGCCGUGGAUUGCUACCUGAAGGUGCGGGACCCCGGAAACAACCCCCUGAUGGAGAAGUGCUGGAUGAAGGUGCGUGUUGCUCUCGCUGCAGGAUCCGUUCCCUGCCAGGCCCCAUGGGGGCCUCUGGAGCCAGAGGGCUGUGCCCAACUCACCUCGGGAAACGGUGUCCUCUCCUUUGCCAGAGACUUGUAGCAGAGAUUGGGCGCCUGUCUGUCCGGGGUGCUGUCACUGAGAUCCCUGUGGUGCAGCGGGUUGGACUAGAUGACCCUGGGGGCCCCUCCCAACCCCACAGGUCUGUGAUUGUGCCUCCCCCCCUGCAGGCGGCUGAGCUGUCCAUCAAGUUCCUUGGCCAGCCGCGGAGCAUCGAGGUCAUGCGGCUGGUGGGGCCCCAGCUGGUCAGCAUUGGGAAGUUCAACGUGGUAAGGAAGGGCCAGGAUUUGCAGGGGCUGGGCAUCUCUUGGGGGAGGGGGCUGGCCUGGGAUGAACCAUGGGGGGGGCCUCCAGACUCCUGGCCCCGGCUGAGCCCCCCACCUCUGCCCUCCCAGGCAGCCGAGCUCUACCUCAACCUGGACCUCAUCAAGGAAGCCAUAGAUGCCUUCAUGGAGGGAGAGGAGUGGAACAAAGCCAAGCGGGUGGCCAAGGAGCUGGACCCCAGGUAGGUGGGGGGGGGAUCCCCCAGGAAACCCCCUUCCCUCUAGGCCAGCCAGGGCCGCUGAGGUAGCCCUCAGCGUCCUCCAGCUCAGGGUGUCUGACCUAUUGCUGUUAUUAUUUAUGAAAUAUUCGCCUAUCGCCAUAUGAACUGGGGGGUGUUGCACUGUUUACUAUGUUACGUAUUUUUGUGUUUUUAUUAUUGUAAACCACCCUGAGGGCAGUAUAGCAUUUAAUUUACUACUACUACUACUACUACUACCACCACCACCACAGUGGUACCUCGGGUUACAUAUGCUUCAGGUUACAGACGCUUCAGGUUACAGACUCCGCUAACCCAGAAAUAGUACCUCAGGUUAAGAACUUUGCUUCAGGAUGAGAACAGAAAUUGUGCUCCGGUGGCACAGCGGCAGCAGGAGGCCCCAUUAGCUAAAGUGGUGCUUCAGGUUAAGAACAGUUUCAGGUUAAGAACGGACCUUCAGAACGGAUUAAGUUCUUAACCCAAGGUACCACUGUACUAUUACUAAUUGGUUGCUUUUUCUUGCCAAAGACAACUCAAAGUGACUUGCAGAGAACAAAACCCCACAUAAAUACAUUUAAAUGAAAACAACGCACACACCCCUUUGAAAUAAUAUGUAAAAAACACCCUGCGAGAGCCCACAGAGAGCUUAAGGCCAAAGGGCUUGGAGAAGAGGAUUGCUUUUGCCUGGCUCCUGAAGAUCUGUAGUGAAGGUACCCAGUGAGGCUCCCUGGGGAGUGCAUCCCACAAUUGGGGAGCCACCACAGAAAAGGCCCCUUCUCAUGUUGCCACCCUCUGGAACUCUCAUGAGGAAGAAGGGCUUGGGGGACAGUCGCAGGGUCUGGGUUUAUAGUCCUGAGCCAUUGAAGAGCUGCGCAUGAGGUGGGGUGCCCAGCUGACCCCCUUGCUUCUCCUCCGUGCUUUACUUCUAAGAGCUGGGGGGUGUCUGGAUGGGUUCCUGCCUGCUCCAGAGGGCCCAGCCCUUCACUAGGGGCCCAGAGGCUGGGUUGGGCCCCAGGUAGCUGCAAGGGCCCUUCUCUGCCCGGCUGCAAGUGACAGCCCUUUCCCCUGCGGCAGGUACGAGGAGUACGUGGAUCAGCACUACAAGGAGUAUCUCAAGGACCAGGGCAAGGUGGACUCGGUGAGAUGGGGGGGGUGAUUUCAAACGCACAGCCAGCCCCUCUUGUUCCCUGGGGGGCUCUGCCUCCCACACAUUCAGGCUGCAAAUGGCUGAGAGCUUUCUCCAAGGGCCUCCUAAGGAACUGACCCCCAACCUGCCCCACAUGCCCCCGGUGGUGGGUUUUGAGACCUGCCAUGGGAAGAGCUGCGUGGUUAACCAGCCAAGCCCAGGGUCAGGGCCUUUCGGGGGGUCUUCGUGCCAGAACAAAAGGUGGCAGCCUCUGGGUUGGCUUUGGGGAGGCUGCCCACCCACCAAGGCCCAGGCUGGUUUGGCCCCUCUGGUCAGCGCCUCCUUUCCCCUCCGGCAGUUGGUGGGAGUUGAUGUCAUGGCUGCCCUCGACAUGUACGUGGAGAGGGAGCAGUGGGAGAAGUGCCUGGAGACAGCUGCCAAGCAGGUAUGGGGCAGGGACCCAGAGGGGUGGAGGGGGGGCGCUUGCCUUCAGCAGCAAACCUGCCUCUGCUGCUCCUGCAGCCAAGAGCUCCCACCCAGCAAUACUGGCCGGUGUCUCCACCCGCUAUUGUGGGGCAGGCAAGGUGCUGGGAUGUGGGGCAAAGGCCCACAAUCAAGGGGCUGGGCUGCGGGAGGCACAACCUCUGGCCUCCGACUUGCCACACCGGAGCAGCUGGGAGCCUGGGUCACUUGCGGGGAGGGGUUGGCCAGUCUUCCCCUUCUCCCCACCCCCAGGAAAGGGGAAAUGCUGAGCAUGGGCCCCACCAGCAAAGAAGGGGCCUGGCCUCUGCCCCUCGGAGCCCACCGUGUGUCCCCCUCUCCCCCUUGCAGAACUACAAGGUGCUACACAAGUACGUGGCCCUCUAUGCCACCCACCUCAUCCGCGAAGGCUGCUGGGACAAAGCUCUGAGCCUCUACGUCCAGCACGGCGCUCCCUCCAAUGCCCAGGUAAGUGGAGACCUCCGGUAGGCUCUGCCUAUGGGAAGCCUGGCCGGGCAGCCCCACCCAGGGCCUGUGCCCAUGACAGGGUUGAGCCGCAAGGGGCACAGGCAAAAUGAAGCCUGCCCAACCCACGCAAGGGCAGGGCAGAGGGGCCUGGUGGCCCUGGGGCAGCCUGGCAGCAUCCUUCUGGCUUCUCCUCUCGGUAGGGCAAAGGGGAGCUUGGCUGUGCCAGCCCAGGCUGCCACGGUCAACGAAAGAGAUCAAAUGACAGGUGGGUCCUGCAGCACUGGGGCGGGCAAGGGGGCAGCCCCACCCAGGACAGGCGGUGCACCCGACCCCCAGAGCAGAGACCCUCCAGCAGGUCAGGGUCCCGUCUCAGUUGAGCUGCCCCCGCUGCCCCUCUCGCUCCUUCCUUUCCCCUCAGAACUUCAACAUUUACAAGCGGCUUUUUGUGGAGAUGGUGAACGUGCCUGGCAUGAACUGCGCAGAGGCCUAUCACAGCUGGGCCGACCUGCGAGACGUCCUCUUCAACCUGGUGAGAGCGGCGGCAGCGGCUGCAAAAGUGCCUCAGGGUGGGCUGGGAUCUGGCUGGGGCCGGGGGGCAGAUUCUGGGUCCCCCCCCCCCAGUUUAAGGUUCUCCACUGCAUCUUUGGGGUGAACCGCCUUCCGGGCCAAAUGGGGACCUCUGUAGGCCUGCCAGAUGGAGGUUCCUCCCCUGCUGUGGGUUUGCUUCGCUCUGUAGGGGGGGAGCAUCCAGGUUCCCACCAAACACGUUCUGCUCUGAGGCAGAAAAUCCUGUACCAGAGUAAUAGAAAUAAGGAGUUGGAGAGGGACCCCCGAGGGUCAUCUAGCCCAACCCCCUGCAAUGCCCCCACUUUGGGCAAAAGAUUCCUGCACGGCAGGGGUUGGACUAGAUGACCCUUGUGGUCCCUUCCAACCCUGCAAUUCCAUGAUUCUGUGAAUACAGCAGUUGCAGUUGCUGCUUGCAUUUCUUGGCCCUCCCAUUGAAGGCAGCAAAGGGGUCCUCCCCGUCCCCCGACUGCCCUGCCUUGUGUGCCAAGCCCAGUGGUCCCUUCUCCCCACAGUGUGAGAAUAUUGUGAAGUCCAGCGAAGCAAACACGCCGGCGCACGAGGAGUUUGAGACCAUGCUGGUGGUGGCGCACUACUAUGCCACGCGGUCAGCAGCCCAGAGCAUCAAGCAGCUGGUGAGAGAACGACAGAGGCCCAAAGAGCGGGGAGAAGGGGAGAAGGUCUUGCCCUCAGCUCUGGUUUUCUCCCAUCCACACUUCCUCCUUCCCCAGAGGAAGAGAGGAAAGAGCCAGACUGUCAGCUGCUUCUCCUCCCAUGAAAGGAGGUUCACAUCCUGCGCUGCAGCUCUCCCCUGGCCCAGAAUCCUUUGCUCCCGAGGGCCAGAGGCAGCCAGUUGGGUCCGGGGGACCUUCCUCCAAGGUGGGAGGCCAGUGGGGUGGGAUCCGAGCGAUGGGGAGGGAGGGUGACGACUGUCCCUUUGCCUCCAGGACACUGUGGCAGCCAAGCUCUCCAUUGCCCUCUUGCGCCACACGGAGCUCAUCCCCGCAGACAAGGCCUUCUAUGAAGCCGGGUCAGCAGCCAAGGCAAGAGGCGGGGCAGGGGGCGCCUGGGUCCAGCGGGCAGCUGAAGCCAGGCUGGGGGAAGAGGCUGGGGGUGGGGCUUUGGCCAGUCAGCCCCAUCCUCCCCUGAGGGGCACCAAGAGCCCAGUUGGGGACCCAAGAGGCUGUUGCCUCCCACUGGCCUUUCCUUCCACCCUCUGAGCCACACAGCAGCCAUCGGAGCCAGCCUCUCCUGGUCCCCUGUGCCCAAGGACCUCCCUCCAGAGCAGCCUCCAGGGCCCAGUGGCACCACCCCAGCCGGAAAGGAGCCUGGAGCAACUCCUCCACCCUCACCUAUUCCCCCCCAGCAGGUGGAAAGAAUUUCUGUGCUGUGACGGGAUGAGGACCCCCGCCUGCCCCCAUUCUUAGCCCCUGCUCCAUCUCGGGGUUUGGGCAGCUGCCCAAGCACUGCUGUUCUGAGGUGGCUCCUUCCCCCACCUUAGUCUGCCUGGCCCAGGAGCCUCUGAUGCGGCUGCCAGGCAAGGAAUGGGGUGGAGCCUGGGACCUCCAGCACAACCAGCGGGCAAGAGUGCUUUGGGCUGCCCCCAAUAUCCCUCCGCCCUCCCUGCCCUCCAGGCUGGCAUCCCUCAGCUGGCAGCAUCAGGGGCAGGAGGGGCAGCCAGAGCAGCCUCUCACACCGCCCCUGUGUCCCUGCAGGGCGUUGGGUGGGAGAACAUGGCCUUCAUCUUCCUGAAUCACUUUCUGGACCUGACGGACGUGAGUGUUUCCUUUGGAGGCGGCUGGGAAGGGGGCUUGGGGGAGGAUGGCCUUGGUAAGAAAAAGGCCUUCCUGUGUCUGCUUCCCAGGCGAUUGAGGAGGGCUCUCUGGACGCCCUGGACCACUCCGACUUCCAGAACACGGACAUCCCCUUUGAGGUGCCACUGCCUGCCAAGCAGCACGUCUCGGUGGGUGCCCAGCGACAGCCGGAGGGAGGGAGGGGGAGGGAAGGUGCUCCCUGGGGGGGACACAGAGGGGAAGGCAGCCCUGCACCCCACCCGGCCCUUGCCCUGCGGCCUGCCUGCAUCUGAGAGGCCCCUACACUCUCCCCCCCAUGGCAGGAGGAGCAGCGUGAGGAGACCCGCGACUGGGUCCUGACUGUGUCCAUGGACCAGCGGCUGGAGCAGGUCCUGCCCCGCGACGAGCGCGACACCUACGAGGCCUCUCUGGUGGCAGCCAGCACCGGCGUGCGCUCCCUGCCCUGCCUGAUCACAGGUGAGGGGGAACAGGACCCUCGCAGGGGACCCUGGGGCCACCCAGCCCUGCCCCUGCUCCGUGCGUCCCAGGGGGCUGGCUGGCUGGCUGGCUGGCUGGGGGGCCACUGCUGUGCCCCAUCCUGUAAGAACAUAAGAGGAGCCUGCUGAAUCAGGCCCAAGGACCCACUUAGUCCAGCAUCCUCUUCUCACAGGAGCCAAACAGAUUCAAGCACCAGAGCAACACUCUCCCCUCCUGCAGUUUGCAGAAACUGGGAUUCAGAAGCAUCCCUGUCUCCAGCUGUGGAGGCAGAGCAGAGCCAUUGCGGCUGGGGGCCUGGGAGAGCCUUUUUCUCCUCCAUGGAUUUGCCCCGUCCUCUUUCAGAGCCGUUCAGCUUAGGGGCUGCGGCUGCCUCCUGCAGGAGGGAGUUCCACACUUUAACUAUGCUCCCCGUCCUGAAACGAACAAUAUUCAGCUUCACUGGGCAUCCACAAUUUCUGGUGUUGUGAGAGAGGGAGAAAAACUUUCCUCUGUCCCCCAUGCCAUGCAUUAUUUUAUACCCAAAUCAUCUCUGCCUGCCUUCAAUGCACUGAGAGAUUAGCUGCUUGCAAGUGUGUUUCCUUGAGCCUCAGUCAAGGGUUAAUAAUAAUAGUAAUAAUAAAUUUUAUUUAUAUCCCGCCCUCCCCAGCCGAAGCCGGGCUCAGAGCGGCUAACAUCAAAUGUAAAACACAUUAACAUAAAAUCAGACAAUCAAUUAAAAUACAUCCUCAAAUCAGAUCAGGAUCAGAAUAAAAUCCAAUCAGAUGGCAACCCGCAGAUUAGGUUGCUGGUCUUCUGCGAGUCUCUUGGGGAGGCCUCCCAGCCUGAGCCAGAGAGGGGGUCCACACCAUCUCCAUGCGCAGAGCCCAGGGGCAGCAGCUGUCCCUGCCCCAGCGGAGCUCCCAAGGGAGCUGCCUUUGUUGGCAAAGAGCUGUGCCCUGUCAUGGCGCCUCCAACUGGUCUCAUCUCCGUGCCCCUUGCCAGGCUACCCUGUGCUGCGGAACAAGGUGGAAUUCAAGCGCCCUGGCAAAGAGGCCAACAAGGAGAGCUGGAACAAGUUCUUGAUGGCGGUCAAGGUGAGAGGGAGAGUGGUGUGGUGGGGGGGGGAUCCAGAGUCUGGCCUGGUCCCCACCCUGCCCUGACUUUCCCGCCCUCUCCUGCAGAUGUCCCACAACCCCUCCUGCCAGGACGUGCUCAAGUUCAUCAACCAGUGGUGCGGGGGGCUGCCCGGCACCAACUUCUCCUUCCAGUGACGCAGCCAGGACCUGACCCUGGAGCCUUCCUCCUUUCUAAUUAAAUGUUAUCGUUUCUACAUCUCUCUUGCCAUCUUUCUAACCAGCUGAAGGGAAGAACUGGAAGCAGCCGAAGCAACUCUCAGAGGAAAAACACGGAGGGUUGGAGGGGUCACUCUGUCCGUUACCUGGAGAGAGUCACAUGCCUGCUGAUCCUGGGGCUGGGCUGGGCAGGGAUGUUGAAACCCCUUUGUCCACCCCAGCACCACACUCAGGAUUGAAA
This is a messenger RNA of Podarcis lilfordi (Lilford's wall lizard), 24193 nucleotides long. The record is from the annotation of a GenBank genome assembly. Lineage: Eukaryota; Metazoa; Chordata; Lepidosauria; Squamata; Lacertidae.